This is a messenger RNA of Fukomys damarensis (Damara mole-rat), 1397 nucleotides long. RefSeq names its product growth hormone secretagogue receptor (gene Ghsr). The transcript has 2 exons. Gene Ontology annotation, biological process: G protein-coupled receptor signaling pathway; hormone-mediated signaling pathway. Gene Ontology annotation, cellular component: plasma membrane. The record is from RefSeq and is a predicted model, not a curated record. Lineage: Eukaryota; Metazoa; Chordata; Mammalia; Rodentia; Bathyergidae. Bases 12 to 1106 code for a protein of 364 amino acids. Gene Ontology annotation, molecular function: growth hormone secretagogue receptor activity.
GAGCCCGCAGCAUGUGGAACGCGACGCCCAGCGAGGAGCCGGAGCCCAACCGCACGCUGGCGGACCCAGACUGGGACGUUCCGGCCAACAACGACUCCCUGGCCUCCGAACUGCUGCCGCUCUUCCCCGCGCCGCUGCUGGCGGGCGUCACAGCCACCUGCGUGGCCCUGUUCGUGGUGGGCGUCGCAGGCAACCUGCUCACCAUGCUGGUGGUGUCGCGCUUUCGCGAGUUGCGCACGACCACCAACCUCUACCUGUCCAGCAUGGCCUUCUCCGACCUGCUCAUCUUCCUUUGCUUGCCCCUCGACCUCGUCCGCCUCUGGCAGUACCGUCCCUGGAACUUUGGUGACCUGCUCUGCAAACUCUUCCAGUUCGUCAGCGAGAGCAGCACCUAUGCCACGGUGCUCACCAUCACCGCGCUGAGCGUCGAGCGCUACUUCGCCAUCUGCUUCCCGCUGAGGGCCAAGGUGGUGGUCACCAAGGGCCGGGUGAAGCUGGUCAUCCUGGUCAUUUGGGCCGUGGCCUUCUGCAGCGCCGGGCCCAUCUUCGUGCUCGUCGGGGUGGAACACGAGAAUGGCACCGACCCCCGGGACACCAAUGAGUGCCGCGCCACGGAGUUCGCGGUGCGCUCUGGGCUGCUCACCGUCAUGGUGUGGGUGUCCAGCGUCUUCUUCUUCCUGCCGGUCUUCUGCCUCACUGUCCUCUACAGCCUCAUCGGCAGGAAGCUGUGGCGGAGAAGGCGCGGCGAUGCGGCGGUGGGCGCCUCACUCCGGGACCAGAACCACAAGCAAACCGUGAAGAUGCUGGCGGUAGUGGUGUUUGCUUUCAUCCUCUGCUGGCUACCUUUCCAUGUAGGAAGAUAUUUAUUUUCCAAAUCUUUUGAGCCUGGCUCCCUGGAAAUUGCACAGAUCAGCCAGUACUGCAACCUCGUGUCAUUUGUCCUCUUCUACCUCAGUGCUGCCAUCAAUCCCAUCCUGUACAACAUCAUGUCCAAGAAGUACCGCGUGGCAGUAUUCAAACUUCUGGGAUUUGAAUCCUUCUCCCAGAGAAAGCUCUCCACUCUGAAAGAUGAAAGCUCUCGGGCCUGGACAAAGUCGAGCACAUGACCAAACUUCUGCUGAACACAGUCAUCGCUGAUCACUCUCAACGGAAGCCAUCACACAGCAGAGCUUGGGAAGAAGCUGAAGGUCAGUUUGGGAAUUAGGGACACAUUGAUCUAGAAGCACCCAGGGGAAUGAAAAGAACGAACCUGUAGGGUAUGAGCAGUUUGAUUCAACUGCGCACUUUCACUUCCUUCGUACACUCUUCCUACACUUCCACCGACUAUGAUUUCACCUUCUGCUGGUGGUGCUUGUGAGGACUUUGCAAUUUAGAGAAAGGGGGAGCUGCAGAGGGGG